GGGAGCUGGACGUGCUCAGACAGAGCUCUGUGCUGAGGAAGCUGCAGCCAGGGGGCACUGGGUUACCAUUACAUCUAUUUAUAAUAAUAAUAUUAUUGUAUGAGGACCUUUCAUCAUUUGCAGCAUAAUCUGACACCACUGUGCAUCUCUUUAGAGAUUUUUGGAACUUUUAUUUAUUAUAGAGCCUACAGCAAAGGUUUAUUUUGACAUGUAUAAUUUUAUUUCCUGCACACAUGUGCAGUGCAAGGACUUGAUGCCAAGACCCAUCUCUCUUGAGUUGUGCUUUUUGCUUUCUUGAGGAGUUAAAGCUUGACACUUGUACAGAUGAAGCCCAUCAUGGAGAAAUAUCAAUUAGAUGUUUUGAUCCUGACUUUAAGUUCUUUGAUACAAUCUUGAGAAGUAUUUUUCUGCUUGGGAAUAUAUUGGGGUGACCCCUUACACCCCUUAUAAAUUGGGACUAUCAAAAACCAAGGGGAGAUAUGUUGAGAGAGGAGUGCAAAGCUUUAUUGGAUGCUUUUAAUAAAGUGACAGCAUGCUACAGACAUCUGGUGCUCACUGUAGGUGGUACCUCAGACACCCAAAACCUUCGGGAGGAGCUGAAGAAGACCAGACAGAAAGCCCAAGAGUUAGCAGUGGCCAACAGAAACAAACUUACCAGCACUCUUAAGGACAGAAGCCUGAGUAAGGAAGACAAAGCAGAGUUUGAGCGGCUAUGGGUUAUAUUCUCAACCUGUAUGGACCUCUUAGAGACCGAUAUGAGGAGAGCUCUGGAACUGGGACAUGAAUUCCCCUUGAACAUUCCUAAAAAGCACCUUAUACAGACUGGCAUGAGUGGGGGUACCUCUGGGGUGGCAGCCCGGGCUAUGAGUGUACAAAACAUGAAAUAUGAUGCGGAGCACAAUAUAGAUGUGAUUGAUCUUAAGGAUUUGGAAAAUGAAAUUAACCAGGUGGACGAAAUGAUGUAUGAGAUGGAGAUGAAGGUCAGCGUUCCUCAGUGGACAGUAGAGGCCAAGCAGAACCCUGGGGCUGAACUUAAAUCCACCGUGAGUGCUGGGGCCUCUUCGCCUGGCGUGACCUCUGUAGAAGAACAUAAAGUUAUCUGUGACCUCAGCAAACUUUUAGCUGUGGUGGUUUUUAGCGCCGUCCUCAUUAUUGCAAUUGUUUUGGCCGUUUGUGUUGUGAAACUCUCCUGAGUCCCGAAGAAAAAAACGGCAAUAAUCUAUUAACGCGUCCAAUCCACGACAAUGAUUAGAGAAUUUGGGGACCUGGUACCUAGCAUGCUUUUGAGGCUGGCAGGUGAACUAGUAUUUUGGUAAAAACACGUCUGUGUAGUAUUGCUAUUAAAGUGAAAGCUUUUUGGAAAACCAACUUAUUCCACUAUGUUCCCUCACCCCACUCUGACCCAGUCUUAGCACAUUGGCUAACAGUAGCAUAUAGCAUGUAACUAUUUGGUAUGGAUCUCAUGGAAUUUUUGUAUCGCAUUAAUGUAAAUAUGCACCGGUGAGGCAUCGUCUUGGUGUUGGGUUUCUGAUGUGACAAUACUCCGUAUGGUGUUGAUCGAACUAUAGGAAAGGCACGAUUGUAAUAUUAUAACCACAAAAUGCUUCCAGGAAGUUGUUUUUGAAGAGGACCCUUCUGACAAUUGUUUCGCAUAAUAUCUCGUUACCAAAUGCCAUCAUUCCAUUUGCACUGAACCACUUUUUCCUUAAAACACCAAGUAUUGACCUGCUCGUUUCCUUGAUAAUUGCACUGAACGCCCUUGCGGUUUAAGCAAGGGUUAACGAAACACAAAACGUAAGCACAACUUGAGUUUGCAUUUUGGUAGCACGAUCGACAGAAGCAAUUGUUUAGGGAGGAGGAGGGCUUAUUCACUAAAGAACAAAUUGUAGUAAUUUUAAAAACGGAAUUGCAAUAUGUAGGCUACAAUCGCUGAUUUUGUUGUAUUCGCGGCUCAUCUUUUUUAGCCUACGUUUUGCAAAUCCUGUUUACAAUUUGCAAUUUAUUGAAUAAACCACUUAGUAUUAGAUCUUGUCUUCCUAUGGUGGUGUAAAAGCACUCUUACAAUCAAUACUUUGUCUGUCUGUACAGUUCUCCACUUUUCUGCGUGUAUAUAUACACUAUCUGUCAGGACAGGGUUUAUGGCAUCCUAAGUAUCCAUGCUCCGUAUCUGAGUGUUUCACAAUAUUCAUAGGAGACUUGGGCACAAAUUGUUAUAUAACCAUGAGAUGGCUGCGUCAGCAUUGUGCAGAUUUUUGGCAGGGAGCUUGUUCGAAGUCAAACCACUUACAAGGAGAUCAGUGUCCCUAUAUAGCACAAAACGAUUGGUUUCGUAUCUGUUCUCUUCAUAGUAUUUCCUGUAUAAAAUGCACUAAUGGCUAUAUGCUUGCUACUGGGCUUUAAAAUAUACUCAUAAAAUAUAUUAAUCAAUAGAAGAGGCUGAGGCACUUUGCAACAGUUUGAUUCCCAUGUCAGUAGUCUGCAAUAUCUGGUUUAUUUAAUCACAUCGCCAGAAAUUAAACAAAAAUCUGACUUUUUUUACAGGUAUUGGGCUAGCAUUAAUUUGGCAUGUUUUCACUUAUAGUGAUCAUUAGCAUAUUUACGAUAUGGGUCUUAGUGAAACCAACAAAAAAAAAAAGCUGUUAAUUGUGGGGUGGUUUACUAUAUGGACCUGAUUUUAACAUUUUGAUUGUUACAGGACUGGUCUUCUGGAAAGACAUAAACAGGGUAUUUUAUGCAUAUUAACUAUUUUGUUUUCCCAUGAUUCCAUUCGGCAUUGAACAUGCGCUAGUAUCAGGUAGCCAAUAUGACUAUUUUGAUUUCCUGGCUGUGGAUUUUCCCAGGUUAAGUCCCCAUUAUUGUCCGUGCUAGCAAAAACGUGCAGUUUGAAAUACGAUUCCACAAUAUGAAUCUCCAGAGCGUCGUGAUUAUCGCUAUAACAGAAAUGACACUACUGUCUUUCUGGUUACUGCAAUAAAGGCAGCUGUUUAACUGCAGAAGUGCCUCCUCCAUGCUUUGCCACAACGAUAUCAAGAGAGGAAUCAUGGGAAGGCUUAGGUGAUAAUAAAAUCAAUGUAUCAAAUUACUCCGUCCCCAGUUUAUUUGCUGAGUGAAAUAUUCAAAAUGGCAGCACUCACUGUCUACUAUUCACUAGCCAUGCCAGUGAUAUACAUUUCAUUUUUAUAUACUGUUGCUUGAAAAUUAAAACAAUAAUAAUAAUAAUUUUUACUGGAAUUAACACACUCUGUGAAAGCUUAGGUAACCAUGUAUAGGUGUCCCUUUAAUUGUCCAAAUUUACUAAGAAACUGCAUGUUUAUGAUUAGGUGUAUUACAAAACCUCACUAUCUGCCACCGUAUUUGACACGUUUGAUUAGGUUCAGCAUUGAGAUUUCUAAUCAUUUAACGAUCCAGUUUUCCUUGGAGAUGAAGUCAAACAAUAUAAAUCUUUCUUACACACCGAGCUUCUGGCGCACAGAUAUUUAUGAUCUGAUUAUUUUAUAUAAUGGACCUUUUUUUCCCACUAAAACAGGGAUUGAAAAGAACUGCAAAUUUUAGACCAAAAUAACUGAGCUGAUAUAAUAGCAGAAUUGAAGAAUUGUAUAGGCCUAACAUUUUCAACUGUCAAGUAUCCACAAGUCUGGAUUUUGUGAAUAAUAGGAAAACAUUUGUUAUAUAUAUAUUUAUUUUUGUAAUUUUUUUUUUUGUAAUUUUCUUUUUUAAUGUAAUUUAUAAGUCACUUCUGCUUGCGUGUCAUACCUCCCAACAUUUCACAUGGACAAAGAGGGACACUUUAAUUCUAGGGGUGUGAGUAAGGACAUGACCAAGGGCGGGGCUCUUCUGAGAUAUCUUAGGUGACUUACAAAGAACAAUUUUUGCAACUAAAAUGGAAUUUAGAACAUUAGAACAAGAACAAUGCAUCUUAUUCACACAAACUGAUUUCUAAACACAUUUAUUGUAGUUUAAAGACACUUUACUGGGAGUAUUAUUGCUGUGGAGCUCUGUUACUGAGACACACCAACAAUAUGGAGCUCCUAGAAAAGAGGGACAUUAGGAUAGAAAAGAGGGACUGAGGGAUUGGGUCCUAAAAUAGGGACUGUGCCUCUGAAAUAGGGAGACUUAGGAGGUAUAUAUCAAUAUAAGGAGUUACAUUAUCCAGUGUAUAAUGCCUGCCUGCAUUUAUUUUUAGCAUUUUUAUUUGAGGUUUCCUAUUUUAUUAUGUUUAUCUCACAUUAAAACUCUAAAAUACAACCCCUUCCCUCCCCUUCCUUGUUUAGCUCAGUACAUUUUGGAAGGCCAGUUACCGUAUUUAAGCAGGACUGUCAAAUGUUCCUAUACAACUACGCACACCAUUAUUUUUUAUUUAACGGGAUAUUAUAAGCACCAUAAACUGUUUAUCUUAUAGUUAUAACACAGAUUUUUUUUCCACUCUGUUUUUAAGCAGAUUCCCCAGCACCCAUUGCUAGCCCCGUCAGCUUGUGAUGACAUGCAGCCUGUGAUGUCAGUUUUAGCUUCCUCUUUGUAUCCCAGAUCGUUUGUACAGAUAAGCAGGACUUGGGUGUACUCCCUCACGGUCUCCCUUAUGUUUACACUAAAUAACAAAGAAAGUGAUAAUAUAUAUAACCUACAGAAUUAAUUUCAAGCGACAAUGUUGCAAAAUAUGUAGCGCUUGACAUGCAAAUCGAGGGGGAAAUAAUCUUACUCUCCAACAUUUGUAUUAUUUAUUCAUUUCUGAUUCAGCUAUUGCAAAUCAUUCAUCAACUUGCCACAGUUUGUUUAAAGGACUCCAAUAUCCCAAUGAAGUGGUUUGGGUGCAGUUAUCCUGUCCUUUUAACCCUGCAAUGUAAAAUAUUGCUGUAUUGUUUACAUUGUAGGGUUAAACACACCUCUAGUGACAGUCUUCCGUUCCACUGACCAAGUGAAACAUGAUCAUGUGAUGUCACAGCUCACAGGAAAGCACUGAAUUCAGUGUUUUUCUAAGAGAAGCAUUGGAUGCUCACGUGGUACACACCGCGCAUGUACUUUAGGUCCCCAAUGCUCCUCUAUGUGGAACAUUGCAUUGUACUAUCACAGGGGAAAGCAGUGUCUUCUCAACUACGUGGUGAGAGGCAUGGGGGCAAGCAGUGCUGGAAAAAGGCAAGCAAAAAGCUUUAUAUAAUAUAUAUAUUUUGGGCAAAUUAAAGGGGAAUAUAACUAUGGACUGGGGCACUAUAGCGUUAGCGAUACAGGUUUGUAUUCCUAAUUAUAAUGUUGUUUUACAAAGACUACCAAUGAUCACAACCCGGCAGCGCUCCUGCUGUUAGUGUUACUAGCCAUUCUUGACUUGUAGUGUCAAUUGUUGUAGGCCGUUGGAGAAUUAUGAGAGUUGUACUCCAGCAUGAAGUUCACUCUUUGACACCCCUGGUUUUACUGGUUACAAGAGAGUAAAAACAUGAGUUAAAUAGCAUUUGUUUCUGGAUUGUGGUAUGUUGUCUGCUCAUGAUCUGUAAUGUGUUUGAGCUUGGUUUAACCUACAUGUGAGUUUUGUUGUCUGUAGUUUUCUGUGUGCCUGUCAUUAAUAAACAUUUUUAAUCACAAUGCACACAACUUUUAGAAAAGAUACGUUCUUGAAAUUUUACAUGUACGGUACAUUUUCUUACCAUCAUGGCUGGCAGAUGUAUAGAUUUUGUAAUAAAUUUAAUAUGUAGCUAUGUCCCUCCUCCACCUGUCAAUCAAAUCUUGGCAUAGAGUUGACAUUGAUCUCAACGCUUGAGUGACACGUAAUAGUAGGAUAAUCUGUGGUUCUCCAGCACAGCAAAUAACGCACAUGCUCCUUAGUUGCUGCGAUACUCCUCUAGCAAGCACAUCUCCCGCUUGCUACAGUAAUAUACGCAUGAAGUGACAGAUGUCCCUCUGCUUUGAUGCUUAUGCACAGACAGCGUGUUGCUGUCAUUGGGGAGGAUUCCACUGCUUUGGGACGUGUUUCCCGCAGAGCCGGUUUCUCUGAAGGGGGUGAGCUGUACACAGGAGCAGAGAGUAGAUGGUACGUUCGAAUGGAACAAUGCUGGAGAGACAAAACUACACUGUUUGUAAUUCCUGUAUUCCUAAAACCGGUCAAUCACACAGCUAAUAGCAGCUUUAGACUAAAAUAGAUUCACUAAUUUAAUUUAUUUUACGUCUGUUGUCGGCAUACAAAGCAUGCUGGUUCCAGAUGCUGGGUCUGCGCUCAAUGCUUCUCACGGAGAAAAUAAAUUGAAAUGUUUACAUUGCAGGGUUAAAUCCAGCCCCAGAGGCACUUUCACUGCACCGACAGAUUGUCACAUGACCGGUAAACCCAAAGAAAAGCAUUAUGGGGAAUUGAAAGUGAAUUUCUAAUUUAAGGCAAAAGAUUUGAGAAUUGAAAUUCAUUUAAUUGUACAGCGCUACGGAACUUGAUGGCGCUUUAUAAAUAAUAAUAAUAAUUUGAAUUCCUGACCAUGACCAUUUUAGCGAAUAACAGUUGGCAGGGCUGUUGGUUCACUACACCUACACAGCACCUUUUUGGGGGUGUUUGCGUCUUCAGUAACCUGCAUUAAGUAACUGUUGGCCCCUCUUGCGUACCUACCAACACUUGGAGAUGUGUGUUGUGUUAGAGGCUGCAGGAGCUGUGCUGAGUGCGCAUGCACACAGCUUUACUCCCUGCUAGGGAACUAGUAGCUUUCCAUUAUCACUGCAAUAUACUGUCAAUAUGGUGCUUGGGUGUGCCUUUAAAAUUGAAUAAUGGCUUUUUAAGAUCAUUGUAAAAUUGAAAACUAAUUUGCCAAGCCAAUGUCAAGUUUGUAAUGUGGCCAUCAGUCAUUCCCACUGCAUUAAUGCAACACAAUCUGACAUCAAGGAUUAGGGUGGAUGACAGUGCAACUAAUUCAUGUAUUUUCUUAUUGCGGUCAUCGGUAAUAAUUUAUAUAAAUUUAUGAGAGGCAAAAACGAAUGACUCACUGAUCAGAUUUUUCUUGAUCUUUGUGGAAAAUGCAUCUUAUGUUAUUUAUUAUAAAUGAUGUAACUUUUCCUGCUUAAUUAUUAAAUCACACAUUUUUAAACCAAUCUCCUGUAAAUCAUCACAAACUGAACUAAUAAUCGUGUCUCCUUUAUGGAUUAUGUUCUAAAGUGAUUUUCUUGCGUUAGAGGGAGGUUAAGUAGUAAGUAAUGCAAUAAACAGAGCUGUGCGGUGAUUGUGCAAUCAGAUGUAAUGACUGUAGAGGUUUAUUCUCUGAAUAGUGAUCAGGGAUGUGCUUUUAGACCCCGAGAUGACCUGUGAACAUCAAAUAUGAUUUUGUUACUCCAAGUAAGCUCAUUCCGAGCCUGAACACAGUAUCCUGAGACAUUCAAAAUUUGCAUCAGGUGCCAGAGCAGCCAUGCAUUUAUGUAUGUACACCUUCAUUAAAUGUGAAUUGUACUGAAUACAAAAGGAAAUUAUCUGGAUCAACUACUUUGGCCUGAAAUUGGCCAUUCCCUGGUUAAUCCCUGUCAUUUCCCUAACCUGGUCUGGUUAUAUAGCAUAAGAUGUAUAGCCAAUAGCAUGCUUUGUAUUUUGGCAAGUGCCAUGUUUAAACCACUAUGGAAUGGGAAUUCCUGCUUGUAGAGAAUAGGUUUUUAUUUUGCAUCUCCUUGAUAAGCCUGUGCCAUUUUGUUUAUUUUUUUUAAUCAGAUGCAGAUAGCUAUUAUGUUUUUAAAUAAUCAAAAAUGUAGGUGGGGAUAAUGUGGUUUUUUUUUUUUUUUUUUUUAAGUCUAAAUAUCUGAUUCACCUUUGGGAACAAAAAAAUGCAUGUGUAGUGAAUGGAUGGCUUUAUUUUGUUGGAGCAAUCGCUGAAAGUUAUGGCAAGUGCAGGACUAGCCAACAGAAACACCCCAUGUAUUGGAGAACUAUAAUUCCCACCAUGCUUUGCAUGCCUUAAAGGGAAUCAGUGGGGUAAAAAUGGUCCUCUAUUUAAUGCAUCCCUGUCCAGCAGGGGUUUAUGGGUAAAGUAGUCUAUUCCCCAGCAAUAUUUCCAGUUGCCACAUAAGAGUCUAACAACUGCUUUCUAAACUGAUCACACCCAUACUGUAAUUGCUGUCGAUAUUGAUCCGUCUGCAUGACACCUCUAAGAGGCUGUUAUAUUUUCUGCAAUAUUUGUAAAUCUCUGCCGUUGUAAGCCUCUGUCUGACGUGCGAGUGGGUGCAGGAUACUCGGAACCAAGACCUUUACAACAAUCUAUAGCUGUUAUGGGGCUUAUAGUGACCCUUUUCGGCUGGUAAAGCAUCAUGGGAGCUGUAGUCCUAGAUCCUUUAUCUAAUUUUAAGGUACUUUGCUGUCACUAACAAACCUUUUAUGAGUGUCAUACUUCAUGCAAACUGCAAGUAUGUGUCACUUUAACUGCCUUAUGUAUAGUUUGCAUCUUGAUGAUUUUUUUUUAUUUAGUGAUUUUUUAUUUUUAUUUUUUUUUAUGUAUCUGUCAGCGAGGUUUUUCACAAAUACUCUGUGUAAUGUUUUUUUGUGUGCCUGUCUUUCAUAUCUAGCCGGUACCUCUGUGAAUAAAACCACGCUGCCUGUAAAAAAUAAUAUAAAAUAAAACUAUUCAACACCGUGUCUCUGUAAAUGGUUUUUAUUUUUCUCAAUUUGCAUGCUUUCACAAGAUGUUUAUAUUAAACUGCUCACACAGAUAACACGAUGUAAAAUCUUUAGUUUCCAGGAAUCUGCC
Messenger RNA from Pelobates cultripes (western spadefoot toad), 8687 nucleotides. The record is from the annotation of a GenBank genome assembly. Lineage: Eukaryota; Metazoa; Chordata; Amphibia; Anura; Pelobatidae.